This is a messenger RNA of Manihot esculenta (cassava), 1185 nucleotides long. RefSeq names its product exopolygalacturonase-like. Gene Ontology annotation, molecular function: polygalacturonase activity. The record is from RefSeq and is a predicted model, not a curated record. Bases 1 to 1185 code for a protein of 394 amino acids. The transcript has 5 exons. Lineage: Eukaryota; Viridiplantae; Streptophyta; Magnoliopsida; Malpighiales; Euphorbiaceae. Gene Ontology annotation, biological process: carbohydrate metabolic process.
AUGGAUGAUAUAACCUAUGGUACAUUUUGGGAAUCUAAUUUUAGCUUAGAACAUUCAACGUUUCCAAAUACAGAGCCAGCUGUUUUUGAUAUAACAAAAUUUGGUGCAGCACCUGAUGGAAAAGCAGAUGCAAGUAAGGCUAUAGCAGAUGCUUGGAAAGAGGCUUGCGCAGCAGCAGGAUCUAGCAAAAUAUUGAUUCCAGCAGGGAAAUUCUUGGCAGGUAUAGUGAAUGUUACAGGUCCUUGCAAAGGGGCAAUAGAGGUAGAAGUUCAGGGAACCGUGCAAGCCCCACCAGAGCUUACAGGGGGAGAUGGUUGGUUUAAUUUUAACCAUAUUGAUCAAUUCACACUGUCUGGAAAAGGAACUUUAGAUGGUCAAGGACAAGUUGCAUGGAAGGGAGUAUCUUGUGACAAAGAUCCAAAAAGUUGCAAGAAACAUCCUAUGAAUAUAAGGUUUAACUUCAUUACCAAAGGCUUAGUUCGUGACAUAACAUCUCUUAAUAGCAAGUACUUUCACGUCAAUGUAUUGGGAUGUGACGACUUCACAUUUGAAGGCUUCAAAGUCAGUACACCUGAAGGUAGCCUUAAUACGGAUGGAAUUCAUAUUGGGCGAUCAAAGGGAGUGACUAUAUCUAAUGCCAAAAUAGGCACGGGUGAUGAUUGUAUCUCUAUUGGUGAUGGAACUGAAAAUCUAAAAAUCACAAAAGUGGCAUGUGGACCUGGUCAUGGCAUCAGCAUAGGGAGCUUGGGGAAGUAUGAGAAUGAAGAUCCUGUUUCCGGAAUUACUGUUUCCGAUUGCACCCUCACCGGUACAACUAAUGGUGUUAGAAUUAAAACUUGGCCUGCAAUGUUUCCUAAUACUGCAACUAAUAUUCAUUUCCAAGAUAUUACUAUGGAAAAUGUCUCCAAUCCUAUUAUUGUAGAUCAAAUGUAUUGUCCAUGGAACAAAUGCAAUAAAAAGGAACCAUCUAAAGUGAAGAUUAGUGAUGUUAGCUUCAAAAAUAUAAAGGGAACUUCUGCAACUGCUCUUACCGUUCAACUUAUAUGCAGCAGUGGAGUCCCAUGUGAAAAAGUGGAACUUGCGAACAUUGACUUGACAUACAGUGGUCCUGAAGGCCCAGCAAAAUCUGAAUGCAUUGAUGUUAAGCCAACAAUUGUAGGGAAGAUUCCAGAGGGAUGCAAAUAG